AUGGAACUAUCUCUAGCAUUAACAUCAACAGAUCAUCAUCAUCAGGUUAACAAUAAUCCAUCACCUUCAGAAGCACAUCCAGACACUAUGGACUUUCUAUCUCGAGAAUGGUGUAAUUUUGCUGUUCAGUCGCUUCAGCCCGACCAUAUUAUCUACGACCGUUCCAUUGUCCCCGUAGGGACAUCAAUCGCCAGGUUUCAAGGGGACUUAAGUCUUGUUCCUUGUGGUACGAUGGAUAAGAGUAUGAAGAUGGACGAUCCAGAUUUUAAGCCCUCGAUGCCUUCAUGGAAAACCAAUGAUGUCAAGUCAUGGAUAUGGAUGCAACAAGCAAUGCAUCCGGAAUUGAGCUACGAUGGCUUCUUCCGCAAGAAACUUAAACUUCCUUGGAAGAUUACACCAUCGAUAAAGAAAUGGUGGAAAGAGAUUAAGGCCAAACGAAAGGAAGAAGUGAGGCUACAGAGAGCUGAAGUCCACGCCGCCGUUUCAUUAGCCGGUCUGGCCGCCGCCCUCGCCGCGAUAGCUUCAGAGAACGCAGGAAAAGACGGUGGAAAUGGUCGACCAACAACUAAAGAGACAGCCGUGGCUUCUGCAGCCGCUGUGGUGGCGGCACAGUGUGCUGAGAUGGCAGAGACAAUGGGAGCAAACAGAGACCAGCUCAGCACAAUGAUUGGUUCCGCUAUGACUGGGACAAGUGUUAGUGAGAUACUCACUCUCACUGCCUCAGCUACAACUUCCUUGAGAGGUGCUGCGACGUUGAAAGCAAGAAGAAGUUGCAAGAUCAAUAGAUUGAACGGCUCUGCGCCUGUGUUACCUAUUGAAGACUCCUCUGAUCUGCCUCCUGAAUUUGACAAGAACACGUCCCUUCUUGCUCAAGGAACCGAUCUCUUCGUUGAGACACCAGAUGGUGAUUUCAAGGUUAGGACAGUGUCUAUGAUCUUAAACAAGGAUGCAAAGGUGAUACUCAAAAUGAAGAAACAUAACCUACUCAGGACUAAGAAAGAAUGUAUUGUGACGAAUGUUCACGUGGAGCUUUAUAAAGAUUCGGAGACUGAAGAGAACAACAUGGAGGACACUUGUUAUCUCAUUGUCCUGAAGACGAACAUAGGAGCUAUCAAAAUAGACAUGGCGGAUGAUUACGCUCGUUAUAAGACAUGGGUCACAACGGUUCAACACAUGCUCGCUCUUUCUUGUUCUUCUUCAUUCCAUACAAAUUACGAUCUCACUUUCUACAACAAAAACUGAAUUUUCUUUUACUUGUCAUUGUUCUUCAGUUUCUCUAUGUAUUUUACUUUAAUUUGCAUGUUUUUAUUUUAUAUCCUCCUCUACUUCUACUUUUUUUCUCUCGUUUUGAUUUUAUAAUAAUGCAUAACAACUUGAGAACUUACGUUUCUUAUACUCCACAGACAUCAGUAACGUUCUAAGUAAAGUAUAACCUGAGAUUUUAGGCAUAAAAUGCUCAAUUGCCUUGAGGAUCAAGUUAGAAAAGUAGUGAGUCCUUUAUUCUAAUAUUUCAAAGGCAACAUGUAAUGAAGAUAAAGUGGAAAGUGGGUAUUUAAAAUUUUCUCUCUAGGAUACAACAUAUCUGCUACAUUAUCAAAUAACACAACACUGGACCUUGUAAUCAGAUUCUCAUAAAGUUGCAACAAUGAAACCAAAAAGCAAGAACAAGAAGAAAUAUACACUUGUUACAUCACACAUUCGGGAUGAACCACCUAGCAUCAAUGAACUUGUUAGUUGAAGCCAUAAAUGGUUCUACCUUGCGAGUAGCAAGACUGUAGAUAAAUAUAUGAUUAGUGCCAAACCGACACCACUAAAAUAGAUAGAGUUUGAUUUGAAUCCUUGAACAUCGUUGGCAGAGACGGUGAUUCCAAGGUAGAAGAUCAAAGCCUGGUCGCCAAAGAAGCCAUUUCAUCCCAUUUGUUGGUGGCAUGGUUCUUCUUGAAGACAUAGAAGGUGCAAGAGGUUUUGUGGAUAUUGUAUAUUCUGACCAUCAGAGCCUCGCCAGAUGUAGUAACAACAAGCCUAUUGAUUAUGAAAGGGGACAAGAAACGAGGAGGAUAGUAGAAGGGAUAUGGAGGAUGGGUUAAAACAACAUGAGAGUCCCCUGAGAAGUCAUAGAUCUCAAUGAAAGAAAGCCUAGUAUACAUGUAGAGCAUGAGGGCUUGGCAUACAAAGUCCCUUAAUCCAUUAAUCCCAACAUAAGGAUACAUCUUCCACAAGUGGCAAUACACCGACUCUGUGUGAAUUCUCCACACUCAGGUUUCGACUUUUGUAAACCAAACCUCUCUCGGCAGGAUUCAACAUGCGACAAGAAUAACCGACUGGUUAUUAAAGCUGACAAGAGUCAUGUCACUAGCUCCACUACCACUAGACUUGCCAAUGAUGAAAAAAAGCUUUCAACGGUUUUGUUUUAACUUCGUCUAUCCCACAUCCUCACCUUGAAAAUCUCUGAAGCUAGAUCAGAAGAGGUUAUAGUAACAGUGUGUGGAAAACUUUCAGCUUCCACAUUAUGUUGAAUAAAAAAUGCAUGGAGCCUAAACAACUUAGGAGGUGCUGAAAGGAGCAGUGUUCUAACUCCUUGAGAUAUUAUUGUGGAGAUCAGAAUGUCAUCUUCAGAAAAGUUACAAGCAGCAAAUCUUGUCUUUAACUCUUUUUGUCAUCAAGGAAGUCGACAGCUAAAACAUCAUGUUACUUUGUUUUACAAACUCAUACAUCAAAGGUAGCUAUAUCUCCAUCAUAUAUUCAUAUCUCGUCAAAUUCCUUUUGUUUACUAACUUGAAAAAACCAUAAUCUUUUCAAAAACUAUAUAGUUUGCACUAAUUUUGAAAUUACAUAUGUCACCAUAUGAAUUCUCAACGAGGGUAAGAGUUGGUCCUAAUUAGUAUAUGUGUGUGUUUUCACCUUAUGGCCUUCAUUUCAAAAUAUUAAUAUGUUUGCAAAUUUUCUAAUUUCUUUUGGAUUUCAUGUCAAUAUUAGCACUAUACUUUUGAUUUCCUGCCAUUUUGAAAUUGAAAUUGAGAUGCAAGAAAAGAUAAUUUCUAAUUUCAAAUUUGAGGUAAGGAGGUAAGGAGAAAUCUCUGAAUUUAUAAGUUAUAACGAUCCGAGUGAUUAUUACAACGACCAAUAAAGAUACGUUAUUUCAAAACUCGGAUUGAUAAAAUUAAGCUACCGAAUUCAGCAUGACUUACUUGCGUGUUUUUCAAUCCGAUCGAUUGGGCUGGACAAGCUAAUAUAUAUAUUUUAAAAAAUAUUUACAUAUUUGCGAUAUAGGAAAUUUAAUUUAUUGAUGAAAUUUAAACAAUCAUUAAUAUUUCUAGACAUGUAUUGAAACAAUACUGAUCAUUAUAGAUUUCAAUUUAAAACUUGAUUAGAAUAAAAUUAACUUUUCCAAUGUCAGAAUACAUUAAAAGAUCCAAAACUAUUAAAAAUAAAGCUCCAAUGAUACAGUGGAGUAGAAACUAGUAAGGGAGAGAUCAUUCAUUUGCUACAUUUAAUAUCCAUACAUACAAGGGAUUGAGGAUAAACACCAACUCAUCAUGAGGUUGGACUUCUUGAUUAGGUAAAAUAUGAAGUCAAUUGCAAUGGAUUAUUGCAAAAAAA
Molecule: messenger RNA, 3600 nt
Organism: Brassica rapa (field mustard)
Lineage: Eukaryota; Viridiplantae; Streptophyta; Magnoliopsida; Brassicales; Brassicaceae
Product: VAN3-binding protein
Source: RefSeq, a predicted model, not a curated record